AUGAUCAAAUCAAUUACUUCCGCUCGUCAGCGUACUCGUGCACAAACCACAGCUUUCCUCCUUGGAACUCGUCCGGACCUGCCCAGUGUCGGGGCCAGUGAGAUCACUCGCAUGCGCGCGGUCCGGCACUUUUAUGAGCCGAUGACUCAAACCCCAUCAUUAGAAGAACUCACCGCACAACAGCCUUGCCAGGUUCAGCUCGACAAAAUCGAGUUUAGAAUUCCUUUACACACUCUGGAUAGAAACCAAUCAACUACUUAUGUGGACCGCUCUCACUCCGAAGCAGAUUGCCGCAUAGACAUACUCGACUCAAUUAAGGCUACGAUGGAUGUCUCAAAGACAUAUCAACACUUGGGGUGGCGUUUGUCUACCGCCCGCCGCUUAGACCCACCUCAUCGACUUUUGACAUCGCAUGAUCUUGAUAGCGCUUUCAAAGCUGCGAGGACGGAACAGGGAUCUGGCAGGAAAACUAAGCAAGUUUUUAUCGAAAUUCUCAAUACUGCUCGAAAAGAGAGGCAAAUACGACAACAGGCAGGUACAUCUCCUGCGGGCGAGUACAAAAAAGAGUUGGCAACAGUCACAAGUAAGUUACGCUGCUCCGACCAUCAGCUUGGAGAGGACACAUUCUGCUGGGUCGAUGCAUCUCAUCCCGACGCUCCACACUAUCCGUUGUGCACACGGGACCUGCAGGAGUGGGCUAAAUAUUUGUAUGAAACUGGAGUUCCAGACUUCGUCACUCUACCCAGGACACCCCAUUUUAAUGAAGUUCGAAAGACACGUAAGGAGCGAACUCCGUUGUCGCUCCAGAGGGUGUCCACCGAAAUCAUAUCACCCGUCAUACAUAAUCAUAUUCACCUUUCGCCCACCACCAAUGAGAUGACCUCUGGUAACUCAGGAAUGUUUGCGAGAGAACGAGGAGAAGCUCGUAUGGCUCUCCAACCGCUCAAGAGGACUUUUGCGCUCUAUAUGGAGAGCGAUGAGGAGUCCGACGACGACGACGAGCCGCAACAUAUUGAGGACGUCCUUAGGACCGUCCAUUCUCAUUAUCCUGCCAUGAACUUUCCCCAAUAUGUCGAGAAACUGAUGGAUCACGGCAUAUUUUAUCUGCCUACAGCGGCUCAUUUCAGUGUUGGAUUCUAUGAAGAGAAAGUCGGGAUGUCGGAGGGCUCCGCAUAUACCUUCCAGAGCUGUGUUUCCAAAUCUCACAUGAAGGCCGAACUUGCAAAGGAGAGAAGGAAGGCUAAAGGAAAGAAGAAAGCACGAGCCCAUGAUGGCGAUGAGAAUGAAGAAAAUACUCCCGCUUCUAAUGGUAGUCAAAGUAGCAUUUGA
Suillus plorans is the source of this 1329-nucleotide messenger RNA. RefSeq lists its product as uncharacterized. NCBI's taxonomy places the organism in Eukaryota, Fungi, Basidiomycota, Agaricomycetes, Boletales, Suillaceae. The transcript has 4 exons. The record is from RefSeq and is a predicted model, not a curated record. The coding region runs from base 1 to 1329 and encodes 442 amino acids.